This is a messenger RNA of Symphalangus syndactylus (siamang), 8721 nucleotides long. RefSeq names its product parkin RBR E3 ubiquitin protein ligase (gene PRKN). Gene Ontology annotation, molecular function: ubiquitin-protein transferase activity; polyubiquitin modification-dependent protein binding; zinc ion binding. NCBI's taxonomy places the organism in Eukaryota, Metazoa, Chordata, Mammalia, Primates, Hylobatidae. Gene Ontology annotation, biological process: ubiquitin-dependent protein catabolic process; protein ubiquitination. The record is from RefSeq and is a predicted model, not a curated record. Gene Ontology annotation, cellular component: mitochondrion; cytosol.
GGGCUGCGUACCCUCUGCGCGUUCUGGCACUGUCACUCAGGCCGUACUGCAGUGGCACCAUCACAGCUCACUGCAGCCUCCAACUCCUGGGCUCAAGUGAUCCUUCCAUCUCAGCCUCCUGAGUAGCUGUGACUACGGUUGUGUGCCACCAUGCCUGCCGAUUUUUUUUUUGAGUUUUUGUAGAGAUGGAGUUUCAUCACGUUGCCCAGGCUAGUCUCAAACUCCUGGGCUCAAGCAAUCCUCCCGCAUUCGCCUCCGAAAGUGCUGGGAUUAACAGGCGUGAGCCACCACGCCCAGCCUCAUUAGCCACAUUUCAGUAAACAUCUGAAUGGUCAGUUUGGGAUUUGGGUGUGGUGAACAGUGCUAAAGGUAGGUGAAAGUGAAAACCAUUAAAAGGAAGCCUUGGAGUGAUGGGUUUUUUGUUUUUGUGACAAAAAUUCAGAGCCAGGAAAGACAUUAUAGACUAUCCAGUGAUCAGUUGGAGAUCAAAAUGUAAAUAGUAUGUUUCUGGGAUUUUCUGUUAAAGGUAAGAGUGCUUCUCAAAGCUUGCUCCUUUUAGGCCUACGCUUUCUCUAACUUUUACACUCACCUUGUUGCCGGAUUCAGGAGGACGAGAGAGACCUCAGGUUGGAACAGGAGAAUCUUUAUUGAGUGUACUCAGGCCCAGCUGACUCACGUCCAAAAGACUGGGCCCAGAAUAAAGACAGUACUUGACUUUUAUACACACUUCACAUAGGGGGUGGGCUAGCUUGAAGCAAGUUUACAGUGGCGUGAAAGCAGGGAUACAGAGGCAGGACAAAGACAGAAUUGCACAUGACCAUUGCCAAGCAACCCAGAUGUUCGUUAUCUAGGUUUGCCUGGGCACAGGCUUAUCCUAUAACCUUCACUAUGGUGCACAGGCAGCUGUAGUUCAGGCCUACUCAGGCUUCUCAUGACCUUAGUUGCACUUCUUAGAUAAAACAGAAUACUUGAAAUCACUAGUUACAGAGAACCAGAGUCUAUAAACUCAUUCUAUAAAACAAGGGAAAAUUUGUUUUUCUUCUCCCUGUGUUGAGGGAGUGCUGGGAGAGUCUCCAGAGCACAUUAGAUAAUAUUAUCAAGACUUUUCCUGGGUCUGGGCUGUGCCUGUUGCUGCUUCUGGGACAAGUUAGCCUAAAACAGGAAAACGUAUUUCUCUUCCUUUUUAAUUUUAUUGUUCUUUAAUUUCCCGCCUUAACCUUAAUGCGAAUAAUAUUCUGCCACUUUAUUUAAAUCCUGGCUUACUUUAAGGAGAAACGUAAAGAUGGGUUUCCUGGUAGACUAGGAGUAAACAACUGACUGUGACGUCACUGCUAAUGAAAUGUACCUUCCUUUUACUUUCUCAAAAGCGAAGAUUCCCUUAUUGGCAUGAGGACUGUUUCAAAAGUACUUACAUUUCCCACCUGGAUUGUGAUUGAUAUGUUGAAUGCCCUGACCCAGGCAGCUACAGAAACAUAAUUUAAUUGAAGUCGGUUAAAAAUUGUGCCUUUAUGGAAAGUGUGGAGAAGGACUUCAGGAUGAUAUAAAGCAGAAUAGAAAAGCUUAAAAGAAUUCAACUUAGAAAAAUGUAAUUUUUGGUACCUCUAUUGAAAGUAUAUUUUGACUUUUUAAAAAAUGAGCAAUUCUUUGUCUUUAAAAUGGAAUGUUAGUGGUGAUAUUUGUGGUAUGUUCUAAAUGUUCUGUAGAACUGGAUUUAGGUAUUUGAGUAACAGCAAAUGUUAGAGUGCAUGGUUAUAUAUACAACAAGGUUGUCAGUAUUGAAAUACACAUUCAGUGUCUUAGACUUUUAAGAAGAUUUUUGAUUGACAAAAACCAUUCAUUGGAACAUAGUCUCUUCUAUACCUUGUUUCACUUAGCAUCUCUUUGAGAAUUUACAUAUCUGCAUGUCCAGAUCCACUCCACAGUGAUUCCUGCCUAGUCUUUUAUAGGAUACACUAAUUAUGAAAAUAUUUACCAACAAAUAAGCACUCAUUAGGUUUACAGACAACUGUUGUCAGAAGUGUUUGUGGCCAUAUCUUUUUACUUGCACAUGUAAGCAUAGAUGUAAAAUAAAAAUUGUAUGACAAUUUGAGUUAAAGAGUUUGUAGAUUUUACAUUUUCCUAGGUAUUUCAAAAUUUUUCUAAAAUAAGUUGCCGUAUUUUACAAGCCUAUCCAAAGCCUCCACUAAUACAACAUGGUAGUAAAGAGCUGCCCUGCCCCUGUGGGCUGAAAAUUACCAAAAGACGUCCUUCCCCAGACUGACUCAGCUUUCACUAGCAGAACGCCUCCUGGAUCUCCAGUCCCCCACCUCUCUCUCACCCUAGGUGUAGCACCUUUCAGUGUACAAGCUGUGCAACUGUCCUUGGUGGCCCUGCCCUCCCUUUCAGUGUGUAUAAGAGUGCCCAUUUCCUCCCAUGUGCCAUCAGAUAUUUUUUGUUUUUGCCCUCUUGACAGAUGAAAAACAGUAUCUUUUAACUUUUCAAAUUAAUUUAGAAGAAAACUUCCCAUUCUCAUCUUAUAAUGUAUUAGUUUUGCGAAAGCAGAUCCAGUGAUUCCAGCACCUGCUGUGUACCCUUAACUGCUCUAGGUGCCAGGGAAACGAGGGAACACAACAGAAAAAGUCCCUUGCUAUCAGGAAUGUACAUUCCGACUUCACCAUUUGCCUGUACAUCUGCAUAUUUGUUUUCAAGCUUGUGUGCAGUGAAUGUUAAAGUCUCAAUUUAUAUUUCUAGUUGGAUAUACUGUGUACUGCCCUUUGUCCUGCCAUUUUGAUAAGCUGAUGAAAACCAGCUCUAUGCCUAAGUACCCCAAAGCUUCUGUUUAUGAUGAGGUAAAAUUGUGUCAAAAAUAGGCUCUACUAAAGUUUUGCAUAGAAGAUUUUAUGUAAUUAUAUAAUAGUUCUUCCUUGGAUCCAGAGGCUUUAAAAUGACCCUUUGCCCUUUACAAUUUUGGCCCUAUUUCUGAGGAUGUUUUUGAAGUCUGCAUUUUUUGAAACCUCAUAGUUUUAUUGCCUGAAAAUGAUACAAUGAAAGUACUUUUAUUAAGAUAUGUAAAUCCAUUCCUACCUCCAAAGCUUCUUUGAAAAAUGCAAAAAAAAAGAGUUCUUACUUCGAAAUGCUUCAUAUUCAUGAAAGCAGUUUUAAUGCAAAAUACUUUAUUCUGUUAGCUUUUAGUUCUUUGAUCAAUGAAAAUUGUUUCUUACCUGCUGUUUCUUCAGCCUUUAAUUGUAGCCCAGUGCUUAUUCAAUGUUUCUGUUUUAAUUUGCAUUUAAUGAGCUCAUUUUAAAUGUUUCUUCGUAGUAAUCUGAAUGGUUUCUCUCCCUCAAUUUUGUAAUAUUAAAGAGACUUAUGUGACAGUCGGCUGAUUUAUGUUGCAGCUCACCUCCCUGGCUUAUUUACUUCAUCCUGUAGGAUAGAAUCUUGGUUAAAAGGAAUUACAGUAAUAGGAUUCUUUUCCCCCAGUAAUUUCCUAAUUACCUAGGACUCUUAACAGGUUAACUCAAAUGUCUGUUUUUCACCAAAUAAAAACCUUUUUUCCUUGAAUGAAUAGGUAUUUAUGAUUAUUAUUUCAGUGUCAUUUCUUUAUACCAUAUGUAUUAGGUGGUGCUGGGUAGGGGUGGGUACACAUAGGUUGUAUAUGUCUAUAUAUUGCCUGUGGGGAAGGUACAUAGAAAUGACCAUUUCUUCCCAAUGAGUUUGUGGCCUAGUUGGGCUGAUUAGGCUUAUAUUGGUGGUAUAGAUUCCACCUUCACCACUACAGAAGAAGAGUAAUUAGAAAGAUGUAUGUACGUAUCAGCACACACACACAUGCCUGCAACACGUGAUUUUUCAUGUUUCUUUUGCUCAUGUGAUUCUCAUUGAUCUGAAUGCCCUUUCUGUUGUACAUCCGAAAACUACUGUUCAUCAUUCAAGAUCCAAUUCCAAUGGCACCAACUUUAUAUGAAAUUUUCCAUGUCACCUCUCACCCUCUUUUCAGUAUGAGGCAAUUAGCACCUCCUUUAGAGUCAGCCAACAUUUUAGUAACUACCCUUCAUCAGGUCCUUGUUCAUAGUCUAGGAGGGGUACAGAAAAGUAAAGAUUUACAAACCUGAAAGGUGGGUAUCAUGAUACAGGUUUAUACAAGGAAGUACUGGAAAACUCAGCCUAUAGAGCUUGGAAGAUCCAACUGUUUCCCAGUGGAGCCAUUCCAGUUGUCCUGCAGGACAAGUAGGAGUUAAUUAGGUGAAGGCGGCCUUCUACACAGGCAUGGAGGGGAGAGAAGAGAAUAGAAUGAAAGAUAUCUGGUGAGGCUGGGAGGCACACCAGAUAAGCUUUGUCAAGGAGGUGGGUUUAAAGUUGGUGAUAGGGAGGAGUCACUGAACUGUUAUCUACAAAAGAGCAUUAUGAACAGGUUGUAUUUUAGAAAGAUGUCUAUGGCAGUAAUAGAAAGUUAUGAAAUAGAACAUUGUAGAAAAUAGUUACACUAAUGCCAACAAGUCCAGAUAAAGUGUUAAUAGAGGACUUCUCAUGACCUUCGUUGUACUUCUUAGAUAAAACAGAAUACUUGAAAUCACUAGUUACGAAGAACAAGCGUCUAUAAACUCAUUCCAUAAAACAAAGGAAAGAGGUCCAGAUAAAGUGUUAACAGAGGACAGUCUUCGACUGAGAAUGGCAGGUGUUUGUCAGGUUCAACUCCAGCCAUGGUUUCCCAGUGGAGGUCGAUUCUGACACCAGCAUCUUCAAGCUCAAGGAGGUGGUUGCUAAGCAACAGGGGGUUCCAGCUGACCAGUUGCGUGUGAUUUUCGCAGGGAAGGAGCUGAGGAAUGACUGGACCGUGCAGAACUGUGACCUGGAUCAGCAGAGCAUUGUUCACAUUGUGCAGAGACCAUGGAGAAAAGGUCAAGAAAUGAAUGCAACUGGAGGCGACAACCCCAGAAACGCGGCGAGAGGCUGUGAGCGGGAGCCCCAGAGCUUGACUCGGGUGGACCUCAGCAGCUCAGUCCUCCCAGGAGACUCUGUGGGGCUGGCUGUCAUUCUGCACACUGACAGCAGGAAGGACUCACCACCAGCUGGAAGUCCAGCAGGUAGAUCAAUCUACAACAGCUUUUAUGUGUAUUGCAAAGGCCCCUGUCAAAGAGUGCAGCCGGGAAAACUCAGGGUACAGUGCAGCACCUGCAGACAGGCAACGCUCACCUUGACCCAGGGUCCAUCUUGCUGGGAUGAUGUUUUAAUUCCAAACCGGAUGAGUGGUGAAUGCCAAUCCCCAAACUGCCCUGGGACUAGUGCAGAAUUUUUCUUUAAAUGUGGAGCACACCCCACCUCUGACAAGGAAACAUCAGUGGCUUUGCACCUGAUUGCAACAAAUAGUCGGAACAUCACUUGCAUUACGUGCACAGACGUCAGGAGCCCCGUCCUGGUUUUCCAGUGUGACUCCCGCCACGUGAUUUGCUUAGACUGUUUCCACUUAUACUGUGUGACAAGACUCAAUGAUCGGCAGUUUGUUCACGACCCUCAACUUGGCUACUCCCUGCCUUGUGUGGCUGGCUGUCCCAACUCCUUGAUUAAAGAGCUCCAUCACUUCAGGAUUCUGGGAGAAGAGCAGUACAACCGGUACCAGCAGUAUGGUGCAGAGGAGUGUGUCCUGCAGAUGGGGGGUGUGUUAUGCCCCCGCCCUGGCUGUGGAGCGGGGCUGCUGCCAGAGCCUGACCAGAGGAAAGUCACCUGCGAAGGGGGCAAUGGCCUGGGCUGUGGGUUUGCCUUCUGCCGGGAAUGUAAAGAAGCGUACCAUGAAGGGGAGUGCAGUGCCCUGUUUGAAGCCUCAGGAACAACUACUCAGGCCUACAGAGUCGAUGAAAGAGCCGCAGAGCAGGCUCGUUGGGAAGAAGCCACCAAAGAAACCAUCAAGAAAACCACCAAGCCCUGUCCCCGCUGCCAUGUACCAGUGGAAAAAAAUGGAGGCUGCAUGCACAUGAAGUGUCCACAGCCCCAGUGCAGGCUCGAGUGGUGCUGGAACUGUGGCUGCGAGUGGAACCGCGUCUGCAUGGGGGACCACUGGUUCGACAUGUAGCCAGGGCAGCCGGGUACCCCAUCGCCCCAUCCUGGGGGAGCAUACCCAGUGUCCUACCUUCAUUUGCUAAUUCUCUUUUCAAACACACACACACACACACGCACACACACACAGGCACACAUACACGCACACACACACUCUUCAAGUUUUUUUCAAAGUCCAACUACAGCCAAAUUGCAGAAGAAGCUCCUGGAUCCCUUUCACUAUGUCCAUGAAAAACAGCAGAGCAAAAUUACAGAAGAAGCUCCUGAAUCCCUUUCAGUUUGUCCACACAAAACAGCAGAGCCAUCUGUGACACCACCAACAGGCGUUCUCAGCCUCCAGAUGACACAAAUACCGAAGCACAGAUUCAAGUGAAAUCCAUGUAUCUGUAUGGGUCAUUCUCACCUGAAUUCGAGUCAGGCAGAAUCAGUAGCUGGAGAGAGAGUUCUCACAUUUAAUAUCCUGCAUUUUACCUUCAGUAAAUACCAUGAAGAUGCCAUUGACAAGGUGUUUCUCUGUAAAAUGAACUGCAGUGGGUUCUCAAAACUAGAUUCAUGGCUUUACCAGUAAUGUUCUUAUUUAAAUUUUCAGAAAGCAUCUAUUCCCAAAGAACCCCAGGCAAUAGUCAAAAACAUUUGUUUAUCCUUAAGAAUUCCAUCUAUAUAAAUUGCAUUAAUGAAAUACCAACUAUGCAUAAAUUGACUUGUCACUAAGUGAGAAAUUAUGAAAGUUAAUUUGAAUGUUGAAUGUUUGAAUUACAGGGAAGAAAUCAAGUUAAUGUACUUUCAUUCCCUUUCAUGAUUUGCAACUUUAGAAAGAAAUUGUUUUUCUGAAAGUAUCACCAAACAUCUAUAGUUUGAUUUUGAGUAUUCAUUUUGCAGCUUGGAGAUUUUGCUAAUACGUUUGGCUCCACUGUAAAUUUAAUGGAUAAAGUGCCUAUAAAGGAGACAUGUUUAGAAAUGAUUUCAAAAUGAUAUUCAAUCUUAACAAAAGUGAACAUUAUUAAAUCAGAAUCUUUAAAGAGGAGCCUUUCCAGAACUACCAAAAUGAAAGCAUGCCUGACUCUCUCCAUCAGAAGGGUUUGGCACACCCUCUCGGUCCAAUCUGCAAGUCCCAAGGAGCUCUGCACACCAGGGGUUCCCCAGGAGAGACCUUCUCUUAGGACAGUAAACUCACUAGAAUAUUCCUUAUGUUGACAAGGAUUGGAUUUCAGUUCCAUCAAACUUUCAGCUUUUUUUUCAGCCAUUAACAACACAAUCAAAAGAUUAACAACACUGCAUGUGGCAAACCGCAUGCUCUUACGCACACUACGCAGAAGAGAAAGUACAACCACUAUCUUUUGUUCUACCUGUAUUGUCUGACUUCUCAGGAAGAUCGUGACCAUAACUGAGGGCAUGAGUCUCACUAGCACAUGGAGGCCCUUUUGGAUUUAGAGACUCUGUAAAUUAUGAAAUCGGCAACAGGGCUUCUCUUUUUAGAUGUAGCACCUGAAAUCCUUGCUGGAGGGAAGAGAGGAGGUGAACUCACAUUUUCCACAUCCCGGGACACCUGUCCCUCUUUUCCUAACUGCGUAAGAUAACCCAUUUCUUCCAACCAUCUGAGGACAGUCCUGUCCCCUCAGAGGCCCUGCGCCGGGGAGAGACUGGGCUCUGCAGCAGCCACGUCAGCAUUCACAGCUUCAUGUGGCUUCACUGUCUGAAAAUCUACCAACUCCAACAUGGCCCCACGGUGACAACAGACCUGCGACAGGAAGCCCAAAGCUCACAUAGAAAUGGUGGAGAGAUCAAAGUCUCUAUAGUAAGGGAAAAAAAGAGAGGUCGCAGGCAUGAGCCCCUGCACCCAGUGGCUCGUGUCCGUACUGAGUCCAGACCCUGAUCAGGGCCUGACUUCGUGUCACUGGCAAUCCCACUAAAUUACACUUCCUUACACUGGCCCGAUGCGGCAAAUCAGGUGGCUCCCUUCCAUCACGUGGAGCACACCGUGUUUUCCAUCAUUCAUAGCUUUGUUCCUGAUGGUGUUUGCAUUAUUGCGCCUUCCCAGUCUGCAUGCUGCGUUAGGCUUGCGGUGCCUGAACAAGGUUUGCUCCCACAAGCUCAGGCACCCUAGGAUCCCCUGUUAGACUAUUAGGCUGUCCAGCAUGGUCUCUUUCCUUUCUUGGUGGUGGUCUUUUCCCUUCCCAAAAUAGAACAGUGAUUCUUAGAAUAAGUGAGAGCGGGCCGGGCACGGUGGCUCAUGCCUGUAAUCCCAGCACUUUGGGAGGCCGAGGUGCGUGGAUCACGAGGUCAGGAGUUCAAGACCAGCCUGGCCAACAUGAUGAAACCCCGUCUCUAUUAAAAAUACAAAAAUCAGCUGGGCGUGGUGGCAGACGCCUGUAAUCCCAGCUUCUCGGGAGGCUGAGGCAGGAGAAUCACUUGAACCCAGGGGGCAGAAGUUGCAGUGAGCCGAGAUCGUGCCGCUGAACUCCAGCCUGGGCAACAGAGUGAGACUCUGUCUCAAAAAAAAAGAGCAAAAUCAUCCACUACACAUGAACCUGAAUCACAGUAUUAUUUGCACAGGAAGGGUGUAACAAAAUAUGAAUGUAUCAAAAAACAGAAAUAAAGUCUUUGCAGAAAAAAUCUGUUUUUCUCUAAAGUGUGUGUGGAUUAUCUGACAACUCUAAGAUUGUACUUAAAUUGUCAAUAAAAGCAUCAAAAGAG